GCCAAGGCAGCCGCUACUGGGAGCGCGGAGCCGCGGCGCCUAGGCUGUGCCAGUCCCGGACCCGCUGCCCCGGACCAGGCCCAGCUCCCACCCGGCAACCCGGCGGUCGGUCCCGGGCCGGCGGCCCCCGUCAGCGGCCGCCGUCGCUGCCGGCCCCGCCCCCGGGCACCAUGCUGCCCUCGCAGGAGGCCUCCAAGCUCUAUCACGAGCACUACAUGCGGAAUUCGCGGGCCAUCGGCGUGCUAUGGGCCAUCUUCACCAUCUGCUUCGCCAUCAUCAACGUGGUGGUCUUCAUCCAGCCCUACUGGGUGGGCGACAGCGUGAGCACCCCCAAGCCUGGCUACUUCGGCCUCUUCCACUACUGUGUGGGCAGCGGGCUGGCGGGCCGCGAGCUCACCUGCCGCGGCUCCUUCACCGACUUCAGCACCAUCCCGUCCGGCGCUUUCAAGGCGGCCGCCUUCUUCGUGCUGCUCUCCAUGGUGCUGAUCCUCGGCUGCAUCACCUGCUUUGCGCUUUUCUUCUUCUGCAACACCGCCACGGUCUACAAGAUCUGCGCCUGGAUGCAGCUCUUGGCAGCUCUGUGCCUCGUGCUGGGCUGCAUGAUCUUCCCCGACGGCUGGGACUCCGAAACCAUCCGGGACAUGUGCGGGGCCAAGACCGGGAAGUACUCCCUGGGGGACUGUUCAGUGCGCUGGGCGUACAUCCUGGCCAUCAUCGGCAUCCUCAACGCCCUUAUCCUCUCCUUUCUCGCCUUCGUGCUGGGCAACCGGCAAACAGACCUGCUUCAGGAAGAGCUCAAGCAAGACAACAAAGAUUUUGUGGGCUCUACAGUAAGCUCUGUGUUGCGGCCAGGGGGUGAUGUCUCUGGCUGGGGAGUCCUCCCCUGUCCCAUCGCUCAUUCACAGGGACCCUGAAGGCCAGGAUCACAGCCCAGGAAUUGACCUGCCCUCAGUGUAUCCCAUCUCGUGCCCUCUCAUCCCUCCAAUCAAGCUCCAAGGGAAGACCUCAGUCGGACUGACUUCUCACCUGCUACCCAGCCGCCAGCUCCAGGCUUUGAAGAGAGGUUGGGGUUGGGUGUGGCCUGGGGGAGGGGAGAGGCCCUGCAGACUCCAGAAGGGCCUGAUUCUGCCCCUCCCUCAACUGACCUAAGGGAGCCAGAUGUCCCUUGGGUGUUUCCUCUUCUCUCCAGCUUGGCCUGGGGGGCCCUGCAGAGUCUCCAGGGGAAGAAGGGACUGUGAUUCUGGUUCCCCUGGCUUCCUCAGUUUGGGGGCUGCUGCCUAGCUGUAUCCUGGCCUCCUCUGGUCCCUGCCUCCUGCAGAAACUUAUUCAAGACACUGCCCAGGGCGACCGGACUCUAUCCUACCUUUUUUUUUUUUUUUUUUGCCAAUGAUGGGUUCCAUCAAGUCUUCGCAGAGUUCCAGGUGCCACCAGCCUCCCCAGGGCCGCUCUGUCCCUGCUCCAGCCUGCUCCCAGGUCUCCCAAAGGACUCUGAGCUGCACCAAGGGAGAAAGCACAGGGCCUCCCUGUCAACUGCUAACUGGGGUCCUGUUCUGCCCAGAGUCUGAGAAAAGAGACAGGCUCUGAGGCUGUGAGAGGAGGCGCUCUAACUCUGGGCCGCUGGGGCUGGGAGGUCUCUGGCUAGGGCUGGCCUGGCCCCUCUGCUGGGAUGUCUCAACCCUGACUGGACCCUUGACCCCAGCCUGUUUUGUACAGCACAGACUCCUUGGCCCUGUUGUCAGGGUUGGAGGUUGGGGAGGGUGCCAAAGAGUGGGGAGUUAGGGGAUGCAUCACCCCUCUGCCCCUUCUCAUGCCGCCUGACCCUGGGCAUCUGCCAAGGGCAGAGACUGUCUUGCCUCUUUGAUACUUUUCUGCAUAACUUGAACUUGCAGGUCACCUCUAAACAGGGUACCCCCUGUCCCCAUACCCAGGCCUUGUAAUCCUGUCCCCACCUCUUCCUUCUCUUUGCCAACCUCUCGCCUUGCGACAUGCCCAGGGUCUGCGGCCCAGCGGGCAGUGCUUGGAGCCGAGGCAUGAGUGUGUGCGUGUGUGUAUGAGUGUGUGUGUGUGUGUGUGUGUGUGUGUGUAAGUAUGUGUGACGGGGGCAGACGAGGACUCUGGUCUCUCCCUCUCCUCCCACUGUGGGGAGCAUCUCCUUCAGCUUGGCAGGGAGCACAUAAGGGAGACUCCAAGUGUUUCUGGACUCCCCUCGCUGCUGCGUGGACCUGGCGGUGCAGCCAUCUGGCCUGGGGCGUGGGCAGCCCCUUUCCAGCCCUAGUUCUGGUGGCAGGUGGGCUUCCUCCAGUGUGCCUGCUUCUGUCUGCUGGUCCUGGCUGGCCGGCCCCCUGUGGAGGAGGAGUGUGAGGCUCCACCAUUUGGUUAUGUUGGCCUUAGCCUAAGGAGAGGGGAAAAGCAGUGAGUGCCAUGUAUUUGCCAACCUUAUGUUCAUUUCCAUCAGAUUUGGACUGGAGGGGAGGGUUUCCAAGACAGGCCUUAGAAAUCUUCUGCCCGAGGCCCCCCUUUGGACCCUAACUGGGAUCAGAUGCUGGGUCUUGAUCUGGAGCUUCCCAAGUCCUGACCCCUCUCCCCCGCUUCUCACUCCCUCCUCCUGGGCAAACACCUUUCCCCAGUGCUCUGCCCAGCACUGUGCUCCCACUAAGCCCCACACUGCAGCCCCCUCGCUGGCACCUUCCCCAGCAGGCUGCCUGCAGAUGGGACUGGACACCAGGGUCCCAGGUGGAAUUGGAGGGUGAGGGGAGCCUCGUGGGAGAGAGAGAGUGGGGGGCAGAGCCAAACCAAAGUCCAGUGUUGGAAGGCUGCAAGGGGGGUGGGGCUGGGAGCAAGUGAUUAGGAAUGGGGAGAAGAUAGGUGGGACAAAGAGAGUAAGAGACAGGAGAGGAGAGAGGGAGACGGAGAGGUACAGAGACAGAGCAAGGGGAAGGGGGACCCAGAAAGGUACAGAAAUGGAGAAAGGAGAGAGGAUGAGAGUGAACAGAGAGGGGCCGUGAGGGACAGAGAACCUGGGAUGGGAGAGGGGAGGAGGCUGGAAAGAGGAAAGGAGGAAUAGAGACACGGAAGGAGGUAGAUGGCGAGAGGAAUUGUGGGAAACCAGAUGAAUGCAGGAAGAAGUGGAAGGGGAAGGAGAGGAAGAUGAUGGAGGAGACAGGACUCUGAGGAAUGGAGGAGCAGCUGCAUGUGCAGUGAUCAUCCACUGCCCCAGGGGCCACCAGACCCGCUUGCCUUGUGGAGAAUUUAGAGCCUACCCCCUAAGAGGCCGAGGCCUGCGUUCCAGGCAGCCAAGGGACACGGUCUUCAAGCUGGGGGAACAGCCCACGUGAUUGCUGAGCCACUUAGCACCACUGGAGUGGGUUACCGGUAGAGCAGAGGGAGGUUAGCUCCUUCUGGGGUGGUCUGACUGUGUCUUAGUGUCACCGUCCACUCAGCCAGCUGCUGUCUUGACCCAGGAAUUUGGGGUUAGGAAAGCAGGGUUGGGUGGGCUGAAGGAACACCAGGGUAACACAGGGAAGGGGAAGAGGUUAGAGCGGGGACCAAACCGUAGCUCUGUCCCCCAGGCUUCAGCAGAGGUGGGAGCAGAACCGGUAACAGAUGUGUCAGCCAGGGCCCCAGGGGAAGAUGAAUUGUGGCCACACCCGAGGCUCAGAUGUCUCCUGGGGCAAUGAAGCCACCCUGGCUAGAGGUUUGUGCUUUGUUCUUACCUCAGGCAUGCGAUUGGGCUUUAGCCUCCUGGGAGGAGAUGGAAGCAGAGGAGAUGUCUCUUGGACUUCAAGUUCCCGAAAGAAGCUGAGCUUUGAGCCAGCCUCCGAGGUGCUCCUCUGAUUGUGACUGGAUCAGGGAGGUCUGGCACUCCCAUUUUCUCUGCCCUGGUCUGGGGACUCCUUCACAAUAGGCCAAAGCGGCCACAACCUAGACGUGGUUCAGAGCCCUGGCUGGUCAAGUCCCUCUGGGUCCCCAGGCUGUGAAAACUUUCCUUUUUGGGGACCAGUGCCCAUGGAGGAAAACAUUGUUUUCCUAAGAGAAUGAGGACCACAAGUAGGAUCAAGAUCCUUUUCAUGCCCGGAACAGCCAAGAUGUUGGGAGCUAUUAGGAGUAGGUAAGGCUGUGGGGGGAAAUUCCCUGGCUUUCUUUUGAGAUGCCUGCUUGAGCUCAGGGGAAUCCCCCUUCUGCAGCUUCCAGUGUGAACUAAGAAAGGGAGACCCUCUCUUUGGAGAAGCUGGGGUAUUCCCAGCACGAGAAACUUCCACAGGCCCCUGCCUGGAUCAGGGCUAGCCUUUGGGGAGGACUGGAGUUUCCUGAGAAGGGAACGAGGGAGCCACAGUCCUUCCCAGAGCUCUGACCAGCAGACCUCAGAGGGCCUGUGCCAUGUGUUGUUAGGAUAGCUUGGUGUUGUCUAAACCCCAUUAGUAAGUUCUGUCUGAGUGUGUCCAUGCUGUUCAUUGUCCAAUUUGGUAACACUUAUUUCGGUCCUGACCCCUUCUGCUGCUGCUGGAUUUGAGCUUCAGUGCAGGUGGAAUGACGUUCAAAUAAAGAAACACUUUAUAUCACC
Messenger RNA from Hipposideros armiger (great roundleaf bat), 4561 nucleotides. RefSeq names its product LHFPL tetraspan subfamily member 4 (gene LHFPL4). Lineage: Eukaryota; Metazoa; Chordata; Mammalia; Chiroptera; Hipposideridae. Bases 171 to 914 code for a protein of 247 amino acids. The record is from RefSeq and is a predicted model, not a curated record. The transcript is spliced from 4 exons. Gene Ontology annotation, molecular function: GABA receptor binding. Gene Ontology annotation, biological process: sensory perception of sound; gamma-aminobutyric acid receptor clustering. Gene Ontology annotation, cellular component: plasma membrane; inhibitory synapse; postsynaptic membrane.